This is a messenger RNA of Penicillium hordei, 804 nucleotides long. RefSeq lists its product as uncharacterized. The coding region runs from base 1 to 804 and encodes 267 amino acids. The record is from RefSeq and is a predicted model, not a curated record. The transcript has 2 exons. NCBI's taxonomy places the organism in Eukaryota, Fungi, Ascomycota, Eurotiomycetes, Eurotiales, Aspergillaceae.
AUGGCUCUUUGUAUUGUGAAAUAUUUGUACCAGAUCAACAGAAAUGAUGAAGCCAGUGGAAAAAAUUCUACCAAAACCCAUGGGACAACUGGGGAACAACAGCCCAGCAAUCUCGAUGCAGCGGUUGAGGAUGCAGGGGAAUCUGAAAAUGAAGAAGAGGAGUGGGAUUACUUAGGCGAUGAGCUAGAUCUCUGUUUCUUCAAGCAAUUCCGGUACGAAUCUGAGACCGAAGCAUAUGAAACGAUGAAAGAUCUGCAGGGAAUUCAUGUUCCCCGAAUUUUUGCACGUACCAAAAUUUUGGGGCUGACAUACACCCAAGAUCAGCCCAUCAGUCGGUAUUUCGAACAUCCUGGGAUUCUUAUGGAAUACAUCGAAGGAUUCCCCCUACCUGAAAUUGCCGAACAUGCCCCCAGGAAAGAAUGGAAGCCAAUUAUUGACAAAGCCAUCGAGAUUGUCAACAAUAUCAUGAGCCAUGGGAUCCUCAAUGACGAUACCAAUGUAAGGUGCUUUAUCGUGCAACCUGAUCUAGCCAACACUUUGGAUUCCGAAUACAAGUUCAAGUUGACUAUGAUCGACUUUGGUCAUACCAGAUUCCGUAGACAAUACCACCCUGGAGAGGAUUGGCGAUGGUGGCAGGCACAGGAUGACGAAGAGGGCGCCAUCGGAGUGGUGAUGAGUAUGCAACUGGAAAGGGAACAAGGGGGAGGUUACACCUAUGAAAGGACCACCUAUCGUGAGGCGCUUCAACGUGAUUACAUGAGAGGAGAAUGGCCCAAGGAGAGGCCUAUUCCACGCGAUGGAUGA